This is a messenger RNA of Ananas comosus (pineapple), 2387 nucleotides long. Its product is annotated as DNA polymerase eta. The coding region runs from base 49 to 1965 and encodes 638 amino acids. Gene Ontology annotation, molecular function: DNA-directed DNA polymerase activity; damaged DNA binding. Gene Ontology annotation, biological process: response to radiation; error-prone translesion synthesis. NCBI's taxonomy places the organism in Eukaryota, Viridiplantae, Streptophyta, Magnoliopsida, Poales, Bromeliaceae. Gene Ontology annotation, cellular component: replication fork; nucleus; site of double-strand break. The record is from RefSeq and is a predicted model, not a curated record. The transcript has 14 exons.
ACGGGAGAGAGAGAGAGAGAGAGAGAGAGAGGGGAAGAGGGAGUUAUAAUGCCAGUUGCUCGGCCGGAGCCGCAAGAACCGCGCGUGAUCGCGCACGUCGACAUGGACUGUUUCUACGUCCAAGUGGAGCAGCGAAAAAAUCCUGAAUUAAGGGGUUUACCAACUGCUGUGGUACAAUACAAUAACUGGAAAGGUGGUGGCUUGAUUGCCGUUAGUUAUGAAGCUCGGAAAUUCGGCGUGAAGCGAUCUAUGCGAGGAGAUGAGGCUAAAAAGGUCUGCCCAGAUAUCCAGUUAGUUCAGGUUCCAGUUGCCCGUGGUAAAGCUGAUUUAAAUUCAUAUCGAAGCGCCGGAUCCGAGGUGGUUGCAAUCUUAUCUACAAAAGGAAGAUGUGAGCGUGCGUCUAUUGAUGAAGUCUAUCUUGACCUUACGGAUGCAGCUAAGUCUAUGCUCUCAGAAACUCCUCCCGAGGUGUUGGAAUCGAUUCCUGAAGAGGCUCUGAAGUCAAAAGUCUUGGGCCUCAAUAGUGAAGAUGACGAUAGGGAGAAGAACGUGAGAGAGUGGCUCUUUCGGCGCCAUGCGGACUAUCAGGAUAAGUUAUUGGCCUGUGGAGCUAUUAUUGUAGCACGACUACGUGUCAAAGUUUUGGAAGAGACCAAAUUCACAUGCUCUGCUGGCAUUGCCCACAAUAAGAUGUUAGCUAAACUUGCAAGUGCAAUGCAUAAACCUGCUCAACAAACAGUCGUUCCAUCCUCAUCAGUAAUGGAUCUCUUGUCUUCUUUGCCAGUCAAAAAAAUGAUAAUCAGGAAACAACUUGGAGGGAAACUUGGCUGUUCCCUGCAGAUUGAUCUUGGCGUUAACACAAUUGGUGACUUGCUGAACUUCAGUGAAGCUAAAUUACAAGAGUGUUAUGGCAUAAAUACCGGCACAUGGUUAUGGAAGAUUGCUAGAGGGACUAGUGGAGAAGAAGUUGAGGACCGUCUUCUACCCAAGAGCCAUGGUUGUGGAAAGACAUUUCCAGGUCCAAAAGCAUUGAAGACAACAGCUUCUGUUAGGAGCUGGCUUAAUCAAUUGUGUGAAGAGUUGAGUGAACGUAUCCAGUUUGACUUGGAUCAGAAUAAGCGGGUCGCUCACACACUAACCCUUCAUACUAAUGCAUAUAAGGAAAAUGGUGUAGACUCGCAGAGAAAAUUUCCUUCAAAGUCUUGCCCAUUGCGAUAUGGGACUGCAAAAAUCCAAGAUGAUGCAAUGAAGCUAUUCGAUUCGGCCCUUCAUGAUUUUUUAAGUUCACAAAAUAUUCGAUGGGGCAUUACAUCUCUGUCCAUCUCAGCAAGUAAAAUAUCAGAAAUACCAAGUGGCACUUGCUCGAUUUUAAAAUUUUUUCGCGGAGAAAACUCAUCUUCCAUGUCAUCGGACAAUUCUGAUGUGCUCAUUCCAGAAAGCAUUUCGAAGUCUCCUAAAAAUGAAAAUGAAGGAUGCAUGGCAGCUACUCAAAGUGAUAAUGUAGAUCAACCUGCUUGUCAGGAGAAAGAGAAUGAAAAUCAUAGCAAUCAAACUGUCCAAGAUAAAGCUAAUCCGGCUCAAGGGAUUGGUGCAUCACAGAAGAAACUGAAAGAAAAGGAACCUUAUUCUAUUUUGAAGUUCUUUCCUGGCAGUGAAUCUUCCUCAACCCGAAAAAGAGCGUUUGGUGAUCUCAAUCAAGAUCAUUUAGAAAGGAAUCAAACAGAACAGCAAGAAGGCCCUUCUGAGGGUUGCGACGAUGCUACCGCUCGUAGCAAUCAAACUGCACAACAACAUGAAAUUUGGAAUUUCAAUGUAGAAGAUGUCGAUCCAUCUGUUAUUGAUGAGCUGCCUUUGGAGAUCCAAAGAGAAGUUCGCGGCUGGCUUCAUUCUGCUACAAAGCGUACAAACAUGACCAAGCGAGGUUCUAGUAUUGCCCAUUACUUCUCGCCAGUGAAAAAGACAUAACAAGGUGUUGGAUUCAACUGCGCAAAAGGAUGUUGCUGUUGUUCCAGCAUUGAAGCAUACAUAUGUCUCUUCUCUCCUCUUAAGAGGGUUCCCAUUCAUAUUUGAAUUCACAUGUUCUGCAUCGCAAUCGCAAUUACAACGGCUUUGCGGCUCAUUGGACCAACUGAAUAGAGAAGCUGUAGCCUUGGGUAAACAAGGGAUGUAAGUAACGCAUAAAAUCAGGUUGUUGGCAAAAGUAGAUGCGUAGAAUCUCAGACGUUGGAUUGGAUUCUAUCGUUAAUGCAGUUAUGUAAAGUCAUUUCAUUAUGUAUUUUUAAUUUGGUACGUAAGUGAACUUAUGUAUAUAUAAACUAAAGUUUGUAUCACUUUUAUCAGAUUAGACAAUAGUGAAGUGGCCAAAAAUAUGAAUCUGAGCACCCGUA